AUGGGCAUGCCGGGUAAGUCGCCACUUCUCCUCAGCAUGUUGGGUGUGGCUUUGUCGCCCGGGUCGCGAUUGUACUUGAAGAAGACUGACCAGGGUCUGAAGCACUUCUUGGCGCAGCACCCACAAGAGUUUUACGUGGAUGGGUCCAAGGGACGCGAGGUGAUCACGUAUCUCCGGGCACCUGGGAAUAAGCUCGGUCUUGCCGAGUUUGCCGUCGACCCAGCGCAGAUUCCAGCGUCAGCUGGACCGGUGCCCAAGGCGACCAUGGAAGUUCCAAAGGUGACGCUGCAGCUUCCCUCGAACGAGCCUGCGUCGGAGUACAUGCCAGCCGAAUCACCGAAAAACAUGGGCAACCGCUACUUGCCCACUUCACCGCUGCCACCAGGGUCCGUUGGAAGCAACUGUGGAAACUUGGGCACCCGCCGUGGCAACGCAAGUAACGGACCCGCCACCGGCAACCUCAGCGAUUUGGGAGGCUUUCCCCCAACGCCCGGUUGGGAUGACAUGGUGCCGCCAGAGAGUCCCAAGGCUACAAACCUGCUCCCAACGGAUCAGACACCCGUCUGCACCAAUCAUCCCGGCAUGCAGACUCCAAGCGACUGGGGUACGCCAUGGGAUAGCGUCAAGCCGUGGGAUGUGCGCCAUCCCGCCAAGCUUGGCGGUCAAGCCGACUUGAACAACAUGGGCGCAGGCCCGUCGACAGACAACGGAGCCACGGCGCCGAAUAUGUUCACCCAAGCAUGGUCUGCCUGGGGCAUGCCGCCUCCUGCGAUGUGGCCGGGGCAGGCUGCUGCGUUCUCUGGAAACGAUGCAUCGCAGGAGGCCCUGCAGAACCUCCUGCAGAUGAGCGGAGGGAUGCCAUCAGCAGACCCCAGCCAGGGAGUUCCGGCAGCUCUCCUCAGCUACUUGGCCAUGGGAAAUCCACAAGGCGGCCUGCCCAAUGCUACUUGGAUGGACAUGAACCAGCUUCAUGCUAUGCAACUGGCGGACCACGAUGGGCAGGCCGGCACAGUCCCCUUGCAGGAUAUUCUCGCAUGGAUGGCCAAGUAUGACGUCGUUGAUCGCAUUAUGGAGUGCAAGCAAAACAACGGGAAGCCCAUGGGCUUGGCUGUGAUCGCCAUGAACAGCAAGGAGGAUGCCGAUUUCGUCCGGCAGGCACUCCAUGGUCAGUACAUGGGUAAUCGCUACAUCGAGGUCUUUCCCCAUCUGGAGGCCUUCCGAUGUGAUUCGGGCAUAUUGACCCAGGGCCAGGACACUAUCAUCUGCUGCGUUUCCUGGUCCAAACCUGAAAGUAGUCGAGGCGCCCUGAAGAAAACAGAGUUGCUGGCCUCUGUUCUCCAUUGGCCAGACGUGGUCGCCCCAGAGGUUCAGAUUGGAAAGGGGGCAUGGGGCAAAGUGUUUGCAGCCAGAUUCCACGAAUCUACUAUGAAGUGCGCACUGAAAUGCAAGCGCCAUGACCAGAACGACUGCCAGGGAAACGACUUCUUCCACGAAGCGGAGAUUAUGCGCAAGCUCCGGCACCCCUUCGUCGCCAGGGUGAUUUUCACAUCUUGCAGCCCUGUGCCGGCCAUUGCCUUUGAACUGCUGGGCUCCUCGCUGGAGGAAAGCACGACAGUGCACAACAUACCCAACGCUGGCUUGUGCGAUGCAUUUGGAUGCGCGAUGGCCGGGAUGAGCUACCUGCACAGUGUGCAAAUUGCACAUCGGGACAUCUGUCCUCGAAACAUGGUUCACCUGAACAAGGACAUGAAAUCGAAAGGCUGGAAGCUGAAGCUUGUGGAUUUUGAUUCUUCCGAGAACCUGGAUGAGCAGAGCCGGCACGGACCAGGAUCAUUGUAUUUUGCACCACUAAUCUUUGGAGGGUGGUGCCGUAUGGCACUGGACAGAUAUGCAUUGGGCAUGUCAUUCAAAGAGAUUAUUGAACAUCGAGGGUCUAGUCUUUCAAGCAAUUUCGCCGUGCAUGCGCUCGUUGUCAUGGACGAGUUGAUGACAGGAUCUACAGUGCUGGCUGCGUCCCUGCGUGCUUCCUCUGAAUACCAGAACGAAGCACCCUGA
Molecule: messenger RNA, 2055 nt
Organism: Symbiodinium sp. CCMP2592
Lineage: Eukaryota; Dinophyceae; Suessiales; Symbiodiniaceae
Source: the annotation of a GenBank genome assembly